AUGCUUGGGGGGUGGGGGCCACCAAAUGGUGAAGGCCACUGCCCCCCUCCUCUAACCAUUAACCAGCAAGACACCAGCAAACAAGAUUUAGUGGGGAGUCUCCCCGAAGCCUUACUGUACGUGUGCUAGGAUUCCAGACAGCAAAGCAGAGCCAGAAGGAACAGCUGGAGCCCACAGCAGACGACCUGGUCAACCAAAACAAUGUCGCUCGCCCUGUAUACCUGUCUCUUCUGGCUCUGCACCAGUGGCCUCUGGACCACCCAGGCUGUCACUGAUGAGGAUUCAAGUUCUCACCGAGACCUGGCUCCCACCAAUGUUGACUUUGCCUUCAACUUGUACAAACGCCUAGUGGCCCUGAAUUCUGACAAGAAUACCUUAAUCUCCCCAGUGAGCAUCUCCAUGGCCCUGGCCAUGCUGUCCCUAAGCACCAGGGGCUCCACCCAGUAUCUCGAGAACCUGGGCUUCAACAUGUCAAAGAUGUCUGAAGCUGAGAUCCACCAGGGUUUCCAGUACCUCAAUUCCCUUCUCCAGCAGUCUGACACUGGCUUGGAGAUGAACAUGGGCAAUGUCAUGUUCCUCCUCCAGAACCUAAAGCUGAAAGACUCAUUCUUAGCAGACACCAAACACUAUUAUGAGUCAGAGGCCUUGACCAUCCCUUCCAAGGACUGGACUAAAGCCGGCGAACAGAUCAACAAUCAUGUGAAGAAUAAGACACAGGGGAAAAUUGAGCAUGUGGUCUCAGACCUGGAUAGUUCAGCCACCCUCAUCCUGAUCAACUACAUCUUCCUCAAAGGAAUAUGGAAACUUCCCUUCAGCCCAGAAAAUACUAGAGAGGAGGACUUCUAUGUGAAUGAGACAAGCACAGUGAAGGUGCCCAUGAUGGUCCAGUCAGGCAACAUUAGUUACUUUCGUGAUUCGGCGAUCCCCUGCCAGAUGGUACAGAUGAAUUAUGUGGGAAAUGGAACUACCUUCAUCAUUCUUCCAGACCAGGGCCAGAUGGACACUGUCGUCGCUGCACUUAAUCGGGACACAAUUGAUAGGUGGGGCAAGCUUAUGAUUCCAAGGCAGAUGAACCUGUACAUCCCCAAAUUCUCCAUGUCUGAUACCUAUGACCUUCAAGAUGUGCUGGCAGAUGUGGGCAUUAAGGAUUUGUUCACCAACCAAUCUGAUUUCGCAGACACCACCAAAGACACUCCCUUGACAUUAACGGUACUCCACAAGGCCAUGCUGCAACUGGAUGAAGGGAAUGUGCUGCCUGCUGCCACCAAUGGCCCUCCUGUACACCUGCCCUCCGAAUCAUUCACCCUCAAGUACAACAGGCCCUUCAUCUUCCUGGCCUUUGACAAGUACACAUGGAGCAGCCUGAUGAUGAGCCAAGUCAUGAAUCCAGCCUAAAAGCUUGUCCCGGAAAACCAUGGUGCCAUCUGACUUUGAGAGCAUAGAAGUCUUUCCCCAGUCUUCUUCAGGGUCUCCCCCCAACCCAACCCAACCAGAUGCUCCCACUUUUAGACAUCUUGUAAUGAAUAGGCCUUGUUGCUACUCUCAAAACAAAUCAAUCGGGAGGGGACCACUGAGAAAGAGGUAACAGUUAUUAAAGGAUGUUUUUGCAAA
Messenger RNA from Mus musculus (house mouse), 1611 nucleotides. It is a transcript of the gene Serpina6, whose product is annotated as serine (or cysteine) peptidase inhibitor, clade A, member 6. The transcript is spliced from 5 exons. The record is from RefSeq and is marked reviewed. Gene Ontology annotation, molecular function: steroid binding; serine-type endopeptidase inhibitor activity. Gene Ontology annotation, cellular component: extracellular region. Lineage: Eukaryota; Metazoa; Chordata; Mammalia; Rodentia; Muridae. The coding region runs from base 202 to 1395 and encodes 397 amino acids.